This is a messenger RNA of Durusdinium trenchii, 1335 nucleotides long. The record is from the annotation of a GenBank genome assembly. Lineage: Eukaryota; Dinophyceae; Suessiales; Symbiodiniaceae.
GAACGCUGUUUAUUUCCAAAAAGACAACGCAGUUCGGCUGACCUGCCAUGUCCAAUCGUUUGCUGCAUGCGCCGACGCCUUGGCCGAGCACACUCGGCAAGAGCAUUGGCAUUAUUGUCCAGGCCACAACCACCGCCAAAGAGAAAGACAGGCGUCGAUUCGGCCGCCUGGCUGACUGACCAGUUGAAGCGGAAGGAUGAGGACCUCACACCGACUCAGGAUCAGCAGAAGUUGAAGACCUGGGUGGAUGAUAGAUUAAAACCGUUGCUGGAGAAGCACACUGGUGGAGUUUUUCACACCUUUGGCUCCUGCCAAAAUGGUUUCUGGAUGAAUGGCAGUGACAUUGAUGCCUGCCUCGUGCUACCAAGAUGCCUCCGAAAGCAAUCAUGGCUCACAAAGCUGAGAUUGGUUCAGAGCUUGGCAAUAACAGAGAGGUUGGGUGAAGUGGAACUGGUGAAGGGCGCGCGCGUGCCCGUCGCGAAGAUUCAUGAUGGACAAGGACGAGACUUGUGUGACGUCUCUGUUAACAAUGUCGCGGCUUUGGAGAAUUCCAGGUUUGUAGGAACUCUUUCCAGCCUUGAUCCACGGGUUCCUUAUCUGGGGCGCUUUAUCAAGCAUUGGGCCUCGCAGCGCUGCAUCAACAACCGGGCAGAGGGAACACUGAGCACCUACACGCUGAUACUGCAGCUCUUCUACUCCCUCCAGCUCCGAAAUCCUCCUGUGCUGCCCAUGGUCACUGACAUCCUCACGGAGUCUUUGCAAACACAAGGUGUGUCGGGCAUGGAGCCUUCUAUUGAGGUGCCAAAGGCCGUGAACCACUUCCUGACAGACCCCGAGAUGGAUGAGAUGACCGGUGAACUGCGAUCCUUGCCAUUCCUCACAGAUCCAAAGAUGAUCAGAGAGGAGAGAAUCCGACAUCGCAUGAACGAGGAAAGCUUGGGAGAGCUUUUGCUGGGCUUCUUCGAAUUGUGGGGGCGGGAGGAAUUUGGUGGAGGAGAGGAAGGUGAUGGACAGACGGUUUACGUCUAUGAUGCCUCCUGUGAGCUGAACGAUCUUGGCGUUUUGGUCAUGAGGUGCCCACUCACUGGAAAGAACGUGAAUCCUUUCACUACCAUGGUUUGGCGAGCUAUCCAUGGCGAGUUUGCCCGAGCAGCCAGAUUGUUGCGAGCAGGAUGUAGGCUCGAAGAGCUGUGCGAGCCUACUGAGGGGCCACCCGCUGGUUGUGGCCACCGGGGCGGUGGAGGUGCAGAGAUUGCUGCGGCACUGUAUCCUGACGGGCCUGAUGGGUAUGGUGAGACAGAUAUGCCAGAUGUUCAGGAGAGCGAAAUGGUGUGA